Molecule: messenger RNA, 638 nt
Organism: Procambarus clarkii (red swamp crayfish)
Lineage: Eukaryota; Metazoa; Arthropoda; Malacostraca; Decapoda; Cambaridae
Source: RefSeq, a predicted model, not a curated record
CCCCCCCCCGUUCGAAAUUAUUACUUUGGCCGCAAUGGGGUCCGGAAAAUGGUGUGUGACGUCAUGAUUUGGUGGUCGCCCGUGACGUAGACUCCUGAAGCAAGUCGCCUUCCAGCUUCAACAUGUAUUCAGAAAUGUUGCCCAGUGAAAGUCAGUCAAGCUUGCCAUACCAGAUCCUGCUUUACCUGAAUGGUUGGUAUUUAGCAUUCUUCAUGAUUGUGGAGAUGUUAAUAUAUGUAUUCAAGACAUUUGUGCUACCCUACCCCCCAGGAAACAUUGUCGCUGAGGUGUUUCUUCUUGUUUUCUUUGGCAGCAUAGAUGCUGUCAGAAUAUUCAUGGGGAAGAAAGGAAAUCUUACAGAAAGAAUAAUAUCAUUAUUAAUAUCAAUAAUAUUCACAGCUCCUUCUGUCCUUGCCAUGCUUUACCUGCUAUUAUGGCAAACAUAUGUACUUAAAAUAGAAAUUAUAUUGAUAUCUAUUACAAUUAUAUUUGAGGGUAUUGAACUUGUAUUUGCAUUGUUAACAGUUGUUGCUAUUAGUAAAUCAGGGUGAUUGAUGUUUCUUUACUUCUGUAUUAUUAACCAGUACUACAAUAUUCUGUACUUGUUAAUAUUAAUAAACACCAUGUGAUAUAUUGUU